AAAAAUUCGAGAUUCUCGACAACAGAAACAAUUCGUCUGUAAACUCACUGCUGAAGAUAUAACAACAAUAAAAUGACGACGUCUAUCACUUUGCCGCGGCCUGCUGCCGAUUUCCAUGUUCAUGUCCGGGACGGCGAGAUGAUGAAGCUCGUGGUGCCGACUAUUAAGCAGGGCGGUGUUUCUGUUGCCUAUAUCAUGCCCAAUCUUGUCCCGCCACUCACUGCCGUUGAGGAUGUGCUGGCCUACAAAUCCCGUCUUGAGGCCGUCGACGACAGCAUCACGUACGUCAUGAGUCUCUACCUGUCGCCCGCCAUCACCCCCGACGUGAUCCACCAGGCCAAAAAAGCCGGCAUCACCGGCGUGAAAUGCUACCCCGCCGGCGUGACGACCAACUCUGACCACGGCGUUGCUUCGUACGCGCCGUUCUACCCCACCUUUGCGGCGAUGGAGGAGGAAGACAUGAUUCUGAACUUGCACGGCGAGUGUCCUUCGUCUGGACACAUCCACGUCCUGAACGCCGAGCAGGAGUUCUUGCCCACGCUCAAGGAUCUGCAUGCGCGGUUUCCCAAGCUGCGGAUCGUGCUCGAGCAUUGCACGUCCGCGGCCGCGGUUCAGGCGGUGAAGGAGUGCGGCCCGACCGUGUCGGCGACGAUUACCGCACACCAUCUGUUUCUGAUUAUCGACAACUGGGCCGGCAACGCGUACAAUUUCUGCAAGCCGGUGGCCAAGCUGCCUGCAGACCGCGAGGCGCUGCUUGAGGCUGCUACGUCUGGCAACCCAAAGUUCUUCUUUGGCUCGGACUCGGCUCCGCAUCCGAUGUCGGCCAAGGAGAAAGGCAAGGGAGCGUCGGCGGGCGUGUUUACGCAGACGCAUGCGGUUGCGUAUGUUGCCGAGGCGUUUGACAGGCUGGGGAAAAUUGAUAAGCUCGAGGACUUUGUGUGUAAUUUUGGACGCGAGUUUUACAAGGUCGAGGAGAAGAAGGCGGGGUGGAAGGUUGUGGUCGAGAAGACUGAGGAUGAGGUCAUGAUGGCUUUGGGAGAGGGAAGCAGUGCGGUUGUGCCGUUCAAGGCUGGCGAGAAGUUGGCGUGGAAACAGACGAUGAACAACAGCAAAUGCCAUGCCGUCCUCUCUCCAUGUCGGCAUAUCGUGAUUGAGCUGCUGAAGCGCGGGCAUAUCGUCAGCGGCAUCAGUCGCAAGCCAGAAAAGAUUGGCCAGCACGAACGGUAUUUUCCUAUCCCGCUCGAUAUCCUCGGGACGUCGGUUACUGAACUUGCUACGGUUCUAGCGAGGGCGGAUGUGGUCAUCAAUGCCUACGGAUCUCGAGCAAGCGAUAGCUCGACCUACAAACUCUUCGUCGAAGCAACAUAUCAAAUCAUCACCGCAUUCAAGCACGCCGCCUUGCUCAAUUCCUCUCUCUCAGCCAGCGCAGCUCCAGGCUGCAAGCCCUAUCUCAUCGCCAUCGGCAACUCAGGCUCGUUGAUCGUCCCCGGUACGGACGGGAUCCACGCAGUCGACUACGAGCCGUUCUGGAUCGAGUACGUGCGGAGUAUGGCGCAGAGCAGGAGUCAUGUUUUGUUUUGGAAGGAAAAGUAUCCGGAUAUGAGUCAGACGGUCGAGGUCUAUCGGACUGCUGUGUUGGCGUGGAAAGGGCCUGGCGCGACGCUCGAGCAGAUGGAGGUCAUGAAGACAUACGAAGACCAAAUCGCAAACAUCGACCACGACUUUAUCCGCGCCUGCACCACAUGCUACCUCUUCUUCGACGGCAACGAGUCCUUCGACUGGACCUUCAUCUCUCCGCCCGCGAUGUACGGCCCGGGCAAGCGCACUGGAGAAUACGACGUGCACCUGGAAAACUACUUGCCGCUGCCCGAAGAAGAAGGCGGUUUGUUGCCUGGUAUAUCCGCGCCUGAUCUCGCGAUCGCGCUGGCGGAUGAGGUGGAGCGGAAGGGCAUGAAGUGGACGCAUUGGACGCUGACGGGGAGUCAGAGGGAUGACGCGCCGGCUGUGAUAUACCCCAAGAUAUAGCUUGGUGUACUUUAGUGUAUGUGUAGAGUAUAUGUAGAGUAUAUGUAGAGUAUAUGUA
Molecule: messenger RNA, 2083 nt
Organism: Myxozyma melibiosi
Lineage: Eukaryota; Fungi; Ascomycota; Lipomycetes; Lipomycetales; Lipomycetaceae
Exons: 6
Coding region: 73-2025 (650 amino acids)
Biological process (GO): 'de novo' pyrimidine nucleobase biosynthetic process; pyrimidine nucleotide biosynthetic process
Cellular component (GO): cytoplasm
Molecular function (GO): dihydroorotase activity
Source: RefSeq, a predicted model, not a curated record